This is a messenger RNA of Penicillium arizonense, 1815 nucleotides long. RefSeq lists its product as uncharacterized. Gene Ontology annotation, biological process: anterograde axonal transport. The transcript has 4 exons. Gene Ontology annotation, cellular component: mitochondrion. The record is from RefSeq and is a predicted model, not a curated record. The coding region runs from base 1 to 1815 and encodes 604 amino acids. Lineage: Eukaryota; Fungi; Ascomycota; Eurotiomycetes; Eurotiales; Aspergillaceae.
AUGGCUGAGGAUACCCCUGUCCCUGCGCCUGUUGAGGCUGGCGAAACCGCGCGCGCCGAGAAGCCCACCGAGAAGAAGUCGGAGACUGAGACUGUCGACGACAAGCCUGCCGAGAGCGCAGUUGCGACCGACAACAAGAAGGACACCGGAGCUGGGGCCGAUAAGCCUGCUACUGCUGAUGAGCCUUCCGAGCCCAAGGCUGAUGGUGACGAUGCCGCCGCUGCUCCUGCUGAUGCUGAGGCCGCUGCGCCCGCCGAGGCCAACGGAACCCCUGCCUCCGCAAAGAAGUCCUCCAAGAACCGCCGCGCUUCCGGAGGUGCCAACCAGUCGAAGCUGAGCCGCAAGAAGUCUGUGACUCGCAUUACCCACCUGGAUGCUAAGCCUGGUCAAUACUACCUUGCGCGCCUUCGCAGCUAUGCGCCCUGGCCCUCCAUCAUCUGCGAUGAUGAGAUCCUUCCCGAGAGCCUGCUCGAGAACCGUCCUGUUACCGCCAUGCAGAAGGAUGGGUCUUACAAGGGCGAGUACGCCGACGGUGGCCGUCGCACCCAUGAACGGACUUUCCCCGUGAUGUUCUUCGAGACCAAUGAAUUCGCUUGGGUCCCGAACACUGCGCUUACCCCCCUCGAACCUGCCGAGUGCAAGGAAAUCUCCGAGAAGAACAAGACCAAGCAAUUGAUCAGCGCUUACAAGGUUGCCUCCGAAGGUCAUGACCUUGCGUACUUUAAGAAGCUGUUGAACGACCACCAGGCCGCCAUCGACCAAGAGGAGGCUGAAAUUGAGGCCGAGAAGGCCGAGAAGGCAGCUGCCAAGGCCGCAAAGGACUCUAAGAAGGGCAAGCGCAAGAGCAAGGGAGCCGAAACUGAUGUUGAAAUGGAGGACGCGGAUGACUCUAAAAAGUCCAAGGCGUCGAAGAAGCGCAAGAACACUGAGACUGAUGCUGAGGCAGACAAGCCAGCCAAGACUCCCAAGACCAAUACCAAGCUGAAGUUGACUACCCCCAAGGCCCCCGAGGAGAAGAAAACACCUGCAAGCAAGACCAAGAAAGCCCCAACCAAGAAGGGCAAGGCCGCUCCCGCCCCCAGCGACGACGAGGAUGCCAGUGCCGGUGCUAAGGAAUCCCCCAAGCCCGUGGACCCCGAGGAAUUGAAGAAAAAGAAGGAGAAAGAAAGUACGUCUUCCCCAGACCCUGGAUCACCCCCUCCCCAAGGCCCGCCCGACCCAGAGCGCUUACGCCUUUUAGUUCUUUUCCUUCGUCACAAGCUCCAGAAGGGCUUCAUCUCCCGCGACCAGCCCCCCAAGGAAGAUGAAAUGGCCAGCAUGGCCACCUACUUUGACAAGCUGGAGAAGCACGCUGAUCUGGAGGUCUCGAUCAUCCGUUCUACUAAGAUCAACAAGGUUCUGAAGAUGAUCGUCAAGCUCAACUCGAUUCCUCGCGACGAGGACUUUGGCUUCCGUCACCGCGCCAUGAACAUUCUGUCCAGCUGGAAGAACAUCUUGGACGCAGACACUCCUGCUGGUGCGAUUGACAAGGACGACAAGCCCACUGCUAACGGCUCCAACAAGGAGUAUGACGGAGCUGACACCCCCAAGCUGGAGACUGAGGAGGAGAAGGAGCCCGAGUCCAAGUCAGCCAAGGAUGACCUCGACUCCCCGAUGCCCGAUGCCGACGCAGAGAAGGCCCCUGAGCCCGAGAAGGAGCAGAACGCCGAUGGUGACAAGCCUACGGAGACCACAGAGGAGAAGACGGAAGAGAAAUCUACUGAAAAGCCCGAAGAGAAGCCCGCCGACGAGCCUUCUGAGGAGAAGACUGCCUAG